AAGUUGUCGGGCCACCGUGGCGGACAGGGUGAUCCGCGUUCGCGCAAAACACGUCGCCGCGAUCCCGUCGUGCUACGUAACGUUAUCGUUUUGUGGAGCAGAAAGACGGCACACGCGCACCACGUUGUGUCGUGAGUCAUUGUUGUGUUGACAAUCGAAGCAGGCGGGAGGCAGGAAAGAGAGCAGACAGGCGAGCAGGCAGGCAAGCAGGUUGCCGCUUCUCAGCACAGACCGGUUGUAGUGCACGCCAAAGACGUGCGUUAAACAUCGCUGUCUUCUGCACCGAUUUUAGUCGACUUUGAUCGACUUCGUUUGUAUCAAGUGUCACCCGUGCCGGGGUGAUUGGUGGGCGAUAUAUACGCCGAGUGACGUGACGGAGGUGCGGCGUGGAGUAAGGAAAGACGGCAGUCGUACCGCGAGUGAAUUUUUGCGUACAGCCGCUCGCGGCUGUUAUGUAAUCGCUGCAGCGCGGAGCGAAGUGUUUGCGCGUUGACGUAGGCAAAGAAGGAGAGAGAAAGAUAGAAAGAGAAAGAGAGAAAGAGAGAACGUGAAAGACGACGGAGAACGUCGCAGAACUUGUUGACGUGUUAAAACUUCAGGAAAGUCCGUCGUUCUAUUUAACUCUUUCGGACCGGCUUAAGCGAGUCGUGUGCUACUACUCCGGGGGGAACGACCGCUUUCCCGUCCGGAGGCGAGAAAUUAGAAGGAGUCGAGGGUAAAACCUCGGUAUUCCCUAAUCGAGGAGAAGUGAAUUAGUCCGGCGGCAUCGAUGGUGCGCAGCUUAACGAUGGAGCAGACGUUCUACGAGGACGCGAGCGUCUAUGGCGCGAUGAAUGGUCGCGAGAACAGCGUGGUCCAGCUGAAGCGGAAUCUCACGCUCGACCUGAACGGUUGCCAGAGGCAGGGCUCGCAGGCGAAGAGGCCACGCUUAGGCCCGCUGCCACCCGCCCUGAACAACGUCACUCCGAUUCUAAGCUCGCCGGAUCUCAACAUGUUGAAGCUGGCUUCGCCCGAGCUGGAGAAACUGAUCAUGACGCAACCGGACGGUCUGGUAACCAGUCUACCCACACCGACCACCCAGAUCCUCUUCCCCAAAGCGGUCACCGAGGCCCAGGAGUUGUACGCGCGCGGCUUCGUCGAGGCGCUCAACGAGCUUCAUCACUCCGACAGCUCGCAGGAACCCGGCAGCAUGCACGGCGCGACGUACACGACUCUGGAGCCGCCCGGUAGCGUACAGAGUACAGAGUCCACUAUGAGCAAUCCCGGCCUGGUGCACGUUAAGGAUGAGCCGCAGACGGUGCCGAGCGUGUCGAGCACGCCACCGAUGUCGCCGAUCGACAUGGAGAACCAGGAGAAGAUCAAGCUGGAGAGGAAGCGGCAGAGGAACCGCGUGGCCGCCUCCAAGUGCCGACGGCGCAAGCUCGAGCGCAUCUCCAGGCUCGAGGACAAGGUCAAGCUGCUCAAGGGCGAGAACACCGAGCUGAGCGGCAUCGUGCACAAGCUCAAGGAGCACGUGUGCCGGCUUAAGGAGCAGGUCAUGGACCACGUGCACGCUGGCUGUCAGAUCAUGACCGUCAACAACCAGUUUUGAACCUCCCCAUCGCUCUCCCUCCCCAAUCGAGGAGGGAUGACGAACGAGCCAACCCUCGCCUCGCUCUCGGCCACCCCUCGAGGAUUCGCUGUCACCGUGCUCAUCAUCUUCUUGCCCCAUCGCGAAGGUAGUUUUUUUCGCGAAUAGAACGAACAGUGAACUUUCUUGCAACUACGGCCGAUGUGUUGGAUCUCCUUUUCUACGAUUGCGAUCGAAAGGGAAAUUCUCAGCUGGCACCAUACGCUUAUCGUUCGGAAACGUCUCUCUUCUUAUCUCAACCACACGAAUUCUUUGUUUCUUUUACGAUACCAAGGAGAAAAAAGAUAAAGUUCAAUUAUGUCUAUAUCGAUAUCGCCAAGGAGUUGAGGAGAGACAGAAGAGGCGGUAUCUUCGACGAGCGCAGGAUAAUCCUAUCGUCAUCCUGAAGAAGGAUCUUCGAGGGAGAAAGAAGAGAGGGAGAAAAGUGGGAGCGAGUCCAUCGUUCGCUUCACGUUCGCUGUUUUCUCUCUUGGUUCUUUUGUGACAUGAUCGGGGAGGAGACGAUCACACAACGACGGCAAGAACAGUAAGCAGCAGGCGGAGCAGGAGGAGGAGGUGGUGACGGUCGUGGUGGAGAAGGAGGAAGGAGUGCCUUCGUACACAACGUGAAACGUAAAGGAUGCUUUUAGGAGAGUGGCGGGCGUGCGCGCGUGCGUGUUGCGCGCAUGCGAAAGACUUUACACGCACGAGCACGCUCGGCGACAGGCGAAUGCGUGUAUCAUAUGCGAGAGAGAAAGAGAGAAUAUAUGUAACAGGGAGAAAAUGUAUGCAUGCAGAGAGAGAGAGAGAGAGAUCGCGCGAGGUAGCACGAGGGGGAGUAUCGCGGCGGCCAUUUUGGAGAACGCGAGAGAACCGGCGGGAGAUUCAAAGCUACCGAGAGCUGUCCAAAGUAAACACCAACUAACAGUAGCAUAAUUGUUAUAAUUUCACCCUCAGUAACGUAACUGUUAUAUACAACAUGUGUUGUAUAUCACAUCUAUCAAUGAAAUCUAGAGAUUAUGUUUAUUUUUUAUUGAAUGCACUUUCGCGAGAGAGACUCGAGCAUUCCGCUAGUCUUGUAAACUUCUACCUUGGUGCAUACAAAAUGUCGCAUUAUAAUGUUACAUUAUCUUCAAUGUGAAAUUGUAAUAUUGACGUUACUAUUGGUGUUUACUGAAUGAAGCUCUUUUCUUU
Trachymyrmex septentrionalis is the source of this 2803-nucleotide messenger RNA. It is a transcript of the gene Jra, whose product is annotated as transcription factor AP-1. NCBI's taxonomy places the organism in Eukaryota, Metazoa, Arthropoda, Insecta, Hymenoptera, Formicidae. Gene Ontology annotation, biological process: regulation of transcription by RNA polymerase II; regulation of cell cycle; regulation of cell population proliferation. Gene Ontology annotation, cellular component: transcription regulator complex. The transcript has a single exon. The record is from RefSeq and is a predicted model, not a curated record. The coding region runs from base 770 to 1591 and encodes 273 amino acids. Gene Ontology annotation, molecular function: RNA polymerase II cis-regulatory region sequence-specific DNA binding; DNA-binding transcription factor activity, RNA polymerase II-specific; transcription factor binding.